Messenger RNA from Rhododendron vialii, 1797 nucleotides. RefSeq lists its product as uncharacterized. Gene Ontology annotation, molecular function: zinc ion binding; nucleic acid binding. The transcript has 2 exons. The coding region runs from base 760 to 1797 and encodes 345 amino acids. Lineage: Eukaryota; Viridiplantae; Streptophyta; Magnoliopsida; Ericales; Ericaceae. The record is from RefSeq and is a predicted model, not a curated record.
AUUAUUGGAAAAGAUUGAGUAUGUGAUUUUUAAUGAGCAUUCGAUCGCAGACUGUUCUGCUGGGACUGUAGUUUCUGUUUUAGAUGUGUAAUUUCAAUUGAGCAUAUCUUAGUCAUUCGGAGUCCAAUUUGAACAAACUUUAUAUCUAGAUUGAUGUACUAGAAGUCUUCUUGCUAGUAGUGGUGGUCUUGUAGUAUUCUUUGAAACCUAUAGAAUUCUAUAGUCAGAAAUCGAUCAGUGGUUCUGUUGAUAAUGUGUGAAAUUGUGGAAUUCUUGGUUUUGGGUACGAAUUGGUGAAUUUACUUUUGUUCAGCAAUUGCUAUAUAGUUGAGUUGAUGCAGGACUUUAUUAAUGCAUUUGUUAAAGCCUUUCAAGUAUUUCUAUACUAAAAUGUUUGGCUUGUGGAUAGGUGACGAGUCGGUGAAUCAAGGAGCACUGAAACCAUAGUUGUACUUUCUUUUGGAGUACGAGGCAAGGAAAAUGGAAGAAGAAGCCUCUUCCCAUCCUGAGCAAGCAGAUCCGGCUACUAGGGCUGCACCGGCAAGAGUUCAGGUAGGGGCUAGGGAUAUAGAUAGACUAUUGGCUGCUUUAGCACAGUAUGCUGAAUGACAAGCUGCACCUCUGGUUAAUCCCCCGAUUAAUCAGAAUGUUGGAUUACUAGAGAAAUUCAAGAAGUUGUAUCCAACGGAGUUUGAGGGUACUUUUAAACCUCAAGAGGCAGAGGAUUGGUUGAAAACGGUUGAGAAAGUUCUAAUAGCUAUGGGAGUAACUGAUGAACAGAAGGUGACUUUAGCGACCUUCACCUUGAAAGGGCAAGCUUUAAUAUGGUGGGAGGGAAGUCAGAGGUUGCUGUCAGCCCCAUUACCAGGCAUUCAGCCACCAGUGCCACAAGUCAUUACGUGGGCAAGGUUUGUGAGGGCCUUUAAUGAUCGUUACUGUCCUGAGACGUAUCGUUUCCAGCAGGAAGCAGAUUUUAUUAAUCUUAAACAGGGGAGUAUGUCGGUGGCCGAAUAUGAAGCCAAGUUUAAUGCUCUUUCAGCCUAUGCUACGGAUAUGGUGGAUACUGAAGAAAAGAAGAGUAGACGGUUCAGAGGUGGGUUGGAGGAUAAUGUUCGAACCAGAAUGAUGAUUUAUAAAGAAAAAGACUAUGCGGAUUUGAUUGAAACAACAAAGAAGAUUGGCAAGGAUGUUGAAGAGAUGUUUAGUAAACGAGAACAAUCAAAAAAGGGUAAAUUCGAGGCGAGGCAGGCUAGCCAGGGGGGAAAAUCAAGCGCUUUCCAUAGAGGUGGAGGAGAAUUUCAACAUUUGAAAGGUCAGAGUGAGGGAAAACAGCAAGGUAGUCAAAGCUAUGAGGCAAGUAAGCCAAGUUUUGGCAGGGGGAGUAGUUCAAGUGGACGUGGAACUCCUUUUCAGUGUUAUCGGUGUGGGUCGCCCGAUCAUCGCAUGAGAGAUUGUCCGGAAUCGGGAAAAGGGUUUAAAUGUUUUAGAUGUGGAAAAAUGGGGCAUAUUGCAACUCAUUGCACGAAACCACAAGCUUCAGGUGCAUCUUCUAGUGGCAGUGUUCCGGCUGGCCGUGGAAUGAAUGUUGGUAGGCCUGUUCGUCGGGGUGGUGGAGCGGGUGGAACUAUAGCACCAGGGAGAGUGUUCGCCAUGACACGACAAAAUGUCCAGGCAACUCCAAACGUGGUGACAGGUACUUUAAUGGUUUUUGGUGUUAAUGCACAAAUUUUAAUUGAUCCUGGUUCUACGCAUUCUUUUGUGUCGAACUUGUUUAGUGUGCAUUUGAAUGUGUUUUAG